Messenger RNA from Thyridium curvatum, 495 nucleotides. RefSeq lists its product as uncharacterized. The coding region runs from base 1 to 495 and encodes 164 amino acids. The transcript has a single exon. Gene Ontology annotation, molecular function: catalytic activity. NCBI's taxonomy places the organism in Eukaryota, Fungi, Ascomycota, Sordariomycetes, Thyridiales, Thyridiaceae. The record is from RefSeq and is a predicted model, not a curated record.
AUGGAAUUGCAGCCAGACGACCACAAAGGAUACAUGAGCUAUGCUCUCUCCCUAGCUGAGCAGUCUCCUCCCAAGCCCACCAACUUUCGGGUCGGGGCAGUUCUAGUGGACACGACGAAAAACGAAGUUCUGGCCACGGGUUACACACUGGAGCUCGAAGGCAACACACAUGCCGAGCAAUGCUGCUUCAUCAAACUGACACGGAAGCACGGCGUCGACGAAGAACGUCUGUCGGAGGUUCUCCCUCAACAUAUGGCGCUGUACACCACAAUGGAGCCCUGUUCCAACCGACUCAGUGGCAACCUCCCAUGCGUUCAAAGGAUUUUACGUCUUAGAGGGCUGAUCCAGACCGUCUACGUUGGUGUCAUGGAACCCGAGAAGUUCGUAUCGGAGAAUACCGGGAGGAUAGCCUUGCAGGACGCAGGCAUAACCUUUGUUCACGUCCCUGGCCUCGAGGACUCGAUAUUGAAAGUCGCUACCGCAGGUCAUGCGUGA